Rhopilema esculentum is the source of this 3676-nucleotide messenger RNA. Its product is annotated as IQ domain-containing protein H-like. Gene Ontology annotation, molecular function: protein binding. The record is from RefSeq and is a predicted model, not a curated record. NCBI's taxonomy places the organism in Eukaryota, Metazoa, Cnidaria, Scyphozoa, Rhizostomeae, Rhizostomatidae.
CAGGAUGACCUCGGAAUGGCCUGCAUCUCGGUUCAGUCCCGUUGCCUUGGCAACGACAUUGGCAAUCAUGGCUGUCAAAAGAGCAACAUCGAGUUACUGAAAAUGGACAAAAUAAGUUUACCAGCCCUUGAGUUUGAUAGUAAGUCAAAUCCAAAGGAUGAAAGUCCCAAGGAUGCCCCGCCUGAAGUUCUCGCUGGAAUUGGUGAAAUUUUAUGGAAGGCACAAGAGGACAUCAAACAAAUGAAAGAUGCAAUAUUGAAAGAAACAGGAAAUGAUGAGUUGGCUGCUGAAAGACUAAAAGUCAUUAUUGAAAAAGUUGAGAAUAAUAUCAAGCGACAAACAGAGGAUGUGGUGAAAUCUGUUAAUUCUAAAUGCUCCACUGUUGCACAGAAAACUGAAGAAUCUUCCAAAGGAGUUCCAUUUCAGAAAAGGGCAACCCAGAGUACUGCACCUAAUACCACAUCUCAAGUUCCUAAGCAAAAAUCACAAAAAAAGAUGGGUCCAGGAGUUUUGCCACCAGGCCAACAGUUUCUCAACUUGCAAAAACUGAAAGCUAUCAUCAACCCACUAAGUAAGGAUGCAAGGAAGCUGCUGAAUGAGAAAUACAGUGUUCCAUUGCCAUCAGCACCAGAAGGCCCCGAUGAAGAGGAACAACAAGAUUUACAGCAUAAACAGGCAAGAGUCAAAGCAAAAAGCCUGUCUGCAGAUUUGACAAGAGGAGCCAUCAAAGAUCCGGCGGCACCACCCCAGAUGACAGCUGAUGAUGCUAAGCAAGGCAUGCGUUAUCUUAUUGAAAGGAGAUUUAUACCGCCAUAUGCAAAAAUAACUCUAGAGCCGCCACCAGUGCAGACAAAGCAAUUAACGCUACGUCCUCACAACCAAGGUGAAGAAGAAUGUGAGAUUCAGUCAAAAGAGAACAAAAUGGACGAAGAAGAGAAACUGGACUAUUCGAAAGCUUUGGUUUCAAAAGACGCCCAAAGAGCUAUUUCAAGACAGUCAAGAGUUACUUUCAGGGACCAGCCCGAGUCUGCGGGAGCAAAACGGGAUAUGCGGUUCACUAAAAGCGACACUCAUGUCGGAAACAGAAGAAAUCCAAGAGUUUUGUCUGGUUUGAAUGACUCGGCAAGCAUUAAAGGAGUCCAGGCUCUCGUGCCCUAUUCUACUCCGACGUUUGAUGAUGAGAAAGUAAUACAUAAAUUUAUGAUUCAAAAUGGAAAAGCAAGGAGUUCAACAGAGGAAUUUUCAAAAUUUAAAGAUUUUUACCAGACAUCUUGGGGCAGCAUUGUAUCUCUUCUGAAGAAAAUGGAGAAAUUUUUGACGAACUAUUCAAUUCCUGUUGCUGUGGUUAACGGAGAUCAAUUUGUUGAUUUGGCGCUGUACUUUGAGGGCAAUCUAGCUCCAUCGAAGGAGGAUCUCCUUACUGCAAUCUGCAGGGAUGACGUAAGCAGGUUUUUGAUGAUUCCUGGGAGGCGGUAUAUAGCAGCAGAUGGCAGAGAAGAAGCAGCAACAAAGAUACAGAGCUCUUUCCGAAGAUAUAAAGACCGAAAUGCAUAUUUGCUCUAUAGGAAAAGAAAAUGGGCUGCAGGUUUGUUGGCACUAAACUGGAUUAUGAUAUGCAAGAUGUCUUUGAUAAGAAAGCAGCUACGACUUGCUAGAAAUGGACACCUAGAAAGAUACAAACUGCGCCUAAGGGUUUUGAAACAGAACUGGCAAAAAUUGCAGGACUCAAAGCGCGUGAUUAUACACAUACCAUCGUUAGGAUACGCACAGCAAGUGCGCGACUUUCUACCAGAUAUUAGCGACCUCCAGAACCGUCAGGUUGGGAGAAUAUUUGAAUCAACCGAUCCAAACGUCGAUGUCAUAUACGUGUGGCCGUGGCAAUUCAGCGAGGAUACAGAAAAGUACUACAUGAAAUUGCUUGAUUUGACUGACAAAAAAAGGGAUGACAUAGAACCUCCUUCUAAAAGAUGUUCUUUAAUUUCACCAGAAUCUGCCCACAGAUUUCCGGCCCAUAGAAUGUGUGUUUCCACUCUGCUGAAGUACAGCACAAGAACAUUAAACAGGAUAAAAUCGUUGAUAAAAGGGAAAAAUGCUUACAUCGUUCCUGGUUUGAUGCAUGUCGAUGAUCUAUAUGUAUCUGAUUUUCUCGAUGUGCCAGUACUUGGGUGCGAACCAGAGGUGGCAACACUGUACUCUUCAAAAUCAGGUGCAAGACGUAUCUUUGAAGAUGCUAACAUUGACAGGGGUCCUGCAGAAACAGAUAUCUAUAGUAUUACGCAGCUGCAUGAGUCUCUCGCAAAUCUGGUCGCUGCAAAUUUACACACCAAGAGGUGGCUGUUUAAGAUAGAUGAUGAAGUUGAGGGCAGAGGCAUUGCGUAUUGUGACGUUGUUUCGCAUCUAACUUGCUACAACUGGGCAUUGAAGGAAGCAAGGCGUUAUGGGGAGAAAUGGAACAAAAAAUGGGCGCGAGAGGCUACUUAUAUCAAGAUUAUUUCUGAGAUUCCUGAAAUCCUAGACAAGUACUCCAUUGUUGUUGAUAAGAAUAGGUUCUAUACCUGGAGUGAAUUUCUCAACGAGUAUCUUAGUAAAGGUGGAGUAAUAGAAGCAAGUCCUCCUUCUGAAAGUGUAACCUCGCUCUCAGUAAAUGUUCUUAUUGAUCCUCUCGGACGAAGCGAAAUUAUUUCAGCCUCUGAUCAGAUUCACGGAUUGUCCCCGUACCGAUGCCUAGGUUUCACCUUCCCUCAGCUGUCCGUUGAGCCAAAUGAUAUACAGACAAUGACUGAUGCUAUAUGCUCUUCGUGUAGAAACAGAGGGAUCCUUGGUUAUUUAUCAAUCAAUUUUGUAACAUUCAUUGAUCCUUCAUCGCUAAAGCAAAGACUAUGGCCUGUUGGUCUUGACCUCUCGUAUAGUGCCAGCCACAGUACUUUUCAAGUUCUUAAGCACGUGACCAGAGGUGUCUAUAAUUUCAGCAGCAACUCGCUAACUGUGCCCGUGCUGACGAAGAAGGAGCGAUCUCCGUACAGAAGAAGCAGACGGAAGUCUGCUGAAAAGUACAAUGAAAAGACAGAGGAAGAGAGUCGUUUUGCUGUGUACAGUACAGUACUGAAACACGAAAACCUUCGGAGUGUCCAAUCUAGUGUGCUUUUUCAACUUUGCAAGUCGCAUGGAAUCGGAUACGAUAUCAAGGCAAAGCUUGGAACGGUCUUCACAUUAAUCGAUCAGCUUCACAAAGAUUCCUUCGGAAUUAUAACUGUAGGAGAGAGUAUGCAGCAGGCCUUGUCAUCGUUUGCAUUAAACCUCUCUCUCAUCCACCGUGACAUCUCUAGCCAUGAAAAGCAAGCAGUAUCAAAUAUUCCGGAUAUCAUCAGAAACAUCCAACUUAUUUUGGACAUAAGCACCGCAAACAUGCAACCCCAGGAUGCUAUCCAGUUCACAACAAAUAAUGGGCGUAGAAGCGUGGCGAGGACAGCUAAGCAAGACGAUGAAGAAUGUCGAGAAAUAACAGAAUCACCUCCUGAACGACUGCCUUGUCCAUCUCCUGUUACAGGUCCGGCCAGCCCAAUGUAAAAAAGUUAAGGACUUCUAAAUAUUGUAAUUUUUGCUGUUGUAUAAAAUAUAUAUAUUGUAAUUCAAUUUAUCGUGGUUAAAUGUAUAUAUUUUGAAGUAAAUAUUGAUA